AGAACACUCAAGUCAUCAAGCUUCCACCUUCUCUUUUCACUUCUCGCCUCUGAUAACAUAUAUAUCACAUGCGUCACAUGCAUCAUAUGGAUCUUUGAUCUCAGUUAUCUCUAAUCCUAUCCGGACUUGACACUCCGGAAGAGGGUAUCUACCAUGUCUUCCGGCGAGGAAACUCAAGGUGAUAAAUCCGCUGUUGGAGAGGGAGCAGCAAAGCCAUUUUCGCUGGCUUUUGGUGGUGGCCCAAAUAAGUCGGGAGCAGCGUCGAAAAAGACAUCAUUCAAUUUCCAAAGCUCUCGAGCCACCGGCCCCAAGACGAAAGCUAUCCCCCACCGCCCUCAGCGACUCCACGAAGAUGACUCCGACGAGGACGAACACGCCCCCGUACACGAGGAAGUGACUGGCUUUGAUACGACCGCGGGAGGCGCGAUUACUGCAGAUGAUUCCCGUAACAAGAAACAAGAGUUGGUGAUCAAAGUUGAAAGCAAAAACAAUUGGCGGGAUCGACCUGGAGUUAACGUUCGGCGACCGAAGGGUAAAAACCUACUGCCAAAAGAGGUGCAAGCACAGAGACAGGCAGAGAAGGAUGGGGUUGUGGCUGGAAAUGUGGAAACCGAAGGUCCUAAUAUGUCAUACGGCCUGACGUAUGCGAAACCAGCAACAAUUACAACGGAGGAUGUGAAGAAUGGCGACGUAUCCAUGGUGGAUGCGGAUGCGCUUGCUCCAGGCGAAGAGAAGAAGCCUCUCACCCAGGAUGAGAUCGCUCUUCAGGCGCUUAUUCGCGAGAGUCAGGGCGACUCGGAACGGACGAGAUCGAAUCUGGUUAUUGAAUCUGGAAAGCGUCCUUCUAAGGAGGAGGAGGAAGAAUAUGAAACGCGCUAUGAUGAGACGAGUUCUUUCCGUGCAGAUGUGGCUUCUCGUCCAGAUCCUGCUAGCCUGGACGCCUACAAUGCUAUUCCAGUUGAAGAGUUUGGCGCCGCUCUAUUGCGAGGUAUGGGUUGGAAGGAAGGUCAGCCAAUCGGUAGAGGCAAUUAUGGGACAGCUGUGUCUGCUACUGCAAAGGCGCCACGGGUACCGGAGCGUAGACCUGGCUUUCUUGGAAUUGGAGCAAAGGAUAUAUCUGGAGGAAAGGGCGCAGAAGCUGAAAUAGGAGCGUGGGGGAAAGCGGCUAUGCGCAAAGGAUCUAGAAAGAAGGAGGGUCAAGAUGGCGCGGAAAAUACAGACGGUAUCUAUAUGCCUGUUCUUAUGCGGAACCCGAAGACGGGAGAGUCUAUCACUGAGGAGGAAUUCAAAGCUCGACAAAAGGCGGCGAAAAAUGUGGAGGAGGAUUGGAGAGAUAGACGGGAUCGCAAUCUCGAGAAAAGUGGACGAGAUCGGGAACGUUCAAGGCGCGAUUAUGAUGACGACAGCGACCCUUAUGAGAGACGAAGAAAUGGCUCUGGGAGGGACAGGAGCCGUUCAUCUGACGACCGUGAUCGAAGGCGCAAACGCGGCACUGAUGAAGACAGGGAGAGAGAUGAUCGCCGCUAUUAUCGCGAUCGCGAUCGCGACCGCGACCGUGAACGGGAUAGAGACCGAGACCGAGACAGACAUAGGGAUAAGGAUCAGGAUAGAAGUCACAGAGAUGGUGAAUACCGCAGUUCUCGACACUCAUCGUCCACUUCCUCCCGACAUGACCGCGAUCGCAGGGAUAGAGAUCGGGACCGUGAUAGCGAUCGCGACAGAGACUCGCAUCGCAGAAGAAGGGAUGACUACCGAUAGAAGCAGCCUUGAUGUACAGCACAUUUUUAUGAAGAGGGACAUAGCAUAUUAUAGAGCACGUUGGAUAGGGAGGAACUGGAAGUCCGCCAUUCUAAGAGCAGUACACUUCAGCAGGGAAGGAUACUAAGAAAUGAUACCCAGAGCGUGUUCCUGUUCCUUGUGCCACCAUACGUGUCAGCAUAUGCUGCAAAGAUGCAUGAAUCAAACCACUUGUAUACAGAUAACGGAUAUGUUAUGGUCGUAUCUGCGUAAACGAUGACGAUCUGAAUGAUAUAGAGUAAUGUUGAU
Molecule: messenger RNA, 2046 nt
Organism: Paecilomyces variotii
Lineage: Eukaryota; Fungi; Ascomycota; Eurotiomycetes; Eurotiales; Thermoascaceae
Product: putative G-patch domain protein
Exons: 1
Coding region: 154-1758 (534 amino acids)
Biological process (GO): mRNA splicing, via spliceosome
Cellular component (GO): spliceosomal complex
Molecular function (GO): nucleic acid binding
Source: RefSeq, a predicted model, not a curated record